AUGUCCCCUCCCAUGUGUAUUCAGGAGGACUUCGGGGCCCCCAACACUUAUUCUGUGUACAGGGGAAAAUCACACAACGAGCUUGAGAAACCGGGCUACCCAGAAGUCUCUGCUUUGACCCCCCUGUCCUGGCAAGAGCUUGAAGGUGAGCGGGCCAGCUCCUGUACGCACAAGCGCUCGGCGUCCUGGGGCAGCACAGACCACCGAAAAGAGAUUACCAAGUUGAAGCAGCAACUGCAGAGGACAAAGCUGAGCCGCAGUGGGAAGGAGAAGGAGCGGGGCUCCCCACUCCAAGGGGACCACGCCGUGCGGGGAGCACUGAGGGCGUCCCCUCCCAGCUUCCCCUCAGGGUCACCUGUCCUGCGACUCAGCCCCUGCCUGCACCGGAGCCUGGAAGGGCUCAACCAAGAGCUGGAGGAGGUGUUUGUGAAGGAACAGGGAGAAGAGGAGCUGUUGCGGUUGUCUGGGGAAUGCAAACUCGGCUGA
Puma concolor (puma) is the source of this 486-nucleotide messenger RNA. Lineage: Eukaryota; Metazoa; Chordata; Mammalia; Carnivora; Felidae. The record is from RefSeq and is a predicted model, not a curated record.